This is a messenger RNA of Naegleria lovaniensis, 264 nucleotides long. RefSeq lists its product as uncharacterized. The coding region runs from base 1 to 264 and encodes 87 amino acids. The transcript has a single exon. NCBI's taxonomy places the organism in Eukaryota, Heterolobosea, Eutetramitea, Acrasida, Naegleriidae. The record is from RefSeq and is a predicted model, not a curated record.
AUGCCGAAAGAACCACUCUCUGCUCGGCGUUUAUGCGUAAGCGGAGGUGCUUCUGGUGCUGAUUUUGAGUGGGUGUCUGUUGCAGUUAAAGUUUGCCAGGUUGAGAUUAUUAGUUUUGCAGGUCAUUGUUGUUCCUCAGUAAAUGGAGCAGUCGUGAAAUGCUUAUCCCCAAUUCAGCUCCGAGAGGCUGAUCCUAAAUUAGAAGAAGCUAAUAUUUAUUUGAAGAGAAAUAAUUACAAGUUGGAUCUUCUACGUCGCAAUUAG